Leucoraja erinaceus (little skate) is the source of this 6178-nucleotide messenger RNA. Its product is annotated as slit homolog 3 protein-like. NCBI's taxonomy places the organism in Eukaryota, Metazoa, Chordata, Chondrichthyes, Rajiformes, Rajidae. Gene Ontology annotation, cellular component: plasma membrane. The record is from RefSeq and is a predicted model, not a curated record. Gene Ontology annotation, molecular function: protein binding.
AAUGACCGAUGCCCCGUGCGUUCCUCAUGGUACAAGGAAGAUAGUGAGAAGUGGCUUCCUCUUGUCACUCCGCUAAAAGGACGGGCUGUCCGUGAGGCCGCACGUCGUCCCGGCAGCGUUCGAUAAGCACAGCUCGAGUGCGGUCGUUCCUUGCAUCUGGCGCCGUGGAGCAGCAUUCCUGAAAGACUCUGGAAUCCCACAUCGGGGAAACUGCCCGGAAUGGGGCAGCCAUGGCUCGCGUAUCUUGUGGUUGUCAUCGGCUUGUGCUCCCUCAGGAGUGGUCGAACAUCUCCUCAGUGUGAUUGCUACAAAUGCCAGGGAGGGAAUAUGGAACUGAACUGCAGCCACCGCUCCCUCCAGUCCGUCCCUCCCUCCCUCCCGGAGGACACCCAGGUUCUCCUCUUGUCUUCCAACUCCAUCCGUUCCGUCUCUCUCGGCUCGUUCGGGAACCUCUCGAAGCUCCGCCACCUCGACCUCUCCGACAACCGGCUCGGGCGCUUGGAGGGUGACCGCCCGCUGCCGCUGGAGUGGCUGGACCUCUCCUCCAACGCCUUGACCGCCAUUCCCCACCUGGGGAACCUGCCGCAUCUCAGGAAGCUGGUCCUGGAUGGCAACGGGAUCGCGGAUCUCCCCCAGGGGGCGUUCGAGGGCUUGGUCAACCUGACCGAGCUCAGCAUCCGGGGCAACGCCAUCGGUCAUCUCCCCGACGACAUCUUCCACCCGCUCCACAACCUCGUGCACCUCAACCUCGCCUCCAACCGCAUCCAGGACUUCCCCAACGGAGCCUUGGACGGGCUGGAGGAGCUGCAGUCUUUAGACAUCUCCAAUAACAGCCUGAGAGCAAUCCCCACAGACCUCUUUGAGAGCAAUGAAAUACUUCUCUACGUCUACCUGUAUGACAACCCCUGGCACUGUGAGUGUGGCUCGGCCGAAUAUCUCAAAGAAUGGAUGGAAGAAAAUGACGGGAACGUGUACAGGUACGUGGGGGAACCCGACUCGGAGAGUGUGGUGUGUGCAUCGCCCGCUAUGUGGCAGGGAUGGCCCAUCGUUAACCUCACCCUCGAGCAACUCUGCCCCGUCUCCACCACCCAGACGCCCAGCCGCUCUGUCGCUGCCCACCCCUCCACCCUGGGCCGUCUGCGACCCAUCGCCGGGCUUGGCAGGGAAGGUGGGACUGAACUGCAGCCACCGCUCCCUCCAGUCCGUCCCCCCUCCCUCCCGGAGGACACCCAGGUUCUCCUCUUGUCUUCCAACUCCAUCCGUUCCGUCUCUCUCGGCUCGUUCGGGAACCUCUCGAAGCUCCGCCACCUCGACCUCUCCGACAACCGGCUCGGGCGCUUGGAGGGUGACCGCCCGCUGCCGCUGGAGUGGCUGGACCUCUCCUCCAACGCCUUGACCGCCAUUCCCCACCUGGGGAACCUGCCGCAUCUCAGGAAGCUGGUCCUGGAUGGCAACGGGAUCGCGGAUCUCCCCCAGGGGGCGUUCGAGGGCUUGGUCAACCUGACCGAGCUCAGCAUCCGGGGCAACGCCAUCGGUCAUCUCCCCGACCACAUCUUCCACCCGCUCCACAACCUCGUGCACCUCAACCUCGCCUCCAACCGCAUCCAGAACUUCCCCUACGGAGCCUUGGACGGGCUGGAGGAGCUGCAGGUUUUAGACAUCUCCAAUAACAGCCUGAGAGCAAUCCCCAUAGACCUCUUUGAGAGCAACGACAAACUUCUCUACGUCUUCCUGUAUGACAACCCCUGGCACUGUGAGUGUGGCUCGGCCGACUAUCUCAAAGUCUGGAUGGAUGGCAAUGACGGGAACGUGUACAGGUACGUGGGGGAACCCGACUCGGAGAGUGUGGUGUGUGCAUCGCCCGCUAUGUGGCAGGGAUGGCCCAUCGUUAACCUCACCCUCGAGCAACUCUGCCCCGUCUCCACCACCCAGACGCCAGCCGCUCUGUCGCUGCCCACCCCUCCACCCUGGGCCGUCUGCGACCCAUCGCCGGGCUUGGCAGGGAAGGUGGGACUGAACUGCAGCCACCGCUCCCUCCAGUCCGUCCCUCCCUCCCUCCCGGAGGACACCCAGGUUCUCCUCUUGUCUUCCAACUCCAUCCGUUCCGUCUCUCUCGGCUCGUUCGGGAACCUCUCGAAGCUCCGCCACCUCGACCUCUCCGACAACCGGCUCGGGCGCUUGGAGGGUGACCGCCCGCUGCCGCUGGAGUGGCUGGACCUCUCCUCCAACGCCUUGACCGCCAUUCCCCACCUGGGGAACCUGCCGCAUCUCAGGAAGCUGGUCCUGGAUGGCAACGGGAUCGCGGAUCUCCCCCAGGGGGCGUUCGAGGGCUUGGUCAACCUGACCGAGCUCAGCAUCCGGGGCAACGCCAUCGGUCAUCUCCCCGACCACAUCUUCCACCCGCUCCACAACCUCGUGCACCUCAACCUCGCCUCCAACCGCAUCCAGGACUUCCCCAACGGAGCCUUGGACGGGCUGGAGGAGCUGGACGUCUCCGACAACAAACUGUCCUCUCUCCCCCCGUCUCUCCUGGGCAAGUCCGCCCUGCUCCGCCUAGCGCUCCAUGGCAACCCUUGGGUCUGCAAUGACCACAUCCACCACCUGUCCCGAUGGAUCCAGGCCAACCCGGGCAAGGUGCGGGGACCCGAUGGGGCCGCGGAUGACAUCGCCGCCGUCUGCAGUGCCCCUGUCCAUUUGAACGGCGUGCCCUUGGUUCGAAUCCCGCUGCCGGCCCCCUGCCCGGGCGAGCCGACAACGUCCUCGCCGCCAUCGCCCGUCGCGGCCAGGCCCGUUCACGACGCCAUGACCGCCUGGGCGCGGAGGUCCGGCCUUCUCCUGGACAGGCGGGGCUCAAGACCCUCCUGUUGGCCGCAUCUCCUACUCCACUGCGUUGCCCUCUUGCUCGUGGCGAUGCAGCUCUGCGCCCUCUCUUUCUACACUCUCGGCUUCUACCGGCGCCUCUACCGGCCACUCAAGCCGCUCGGACGCGGGAUCAGGCUGGUCCGCUACAGCCUGGCGCUGCCCGACCUCCGGCAGGUCUACCCCCCACCCGGCCCCCACCCCAACCCCGGCCUCCGGCAGGUGGAGCCCCUGCUGGCGGACGAGUACGAUGCGGGCAGUACAAGCACACAGGGAGAGGCAGACACGUUCACCAGCUUCCAGUGAAAGAUCCACCACUACCGGACGCUCGCACGUGGCAAGAACAGUCCCGGCCACAAACGUUCUCCACAGAUGCUGCCCGACCCACUGGUACUCCAGCACUCUGUGCUUUUUUUGUAUAAACCAGCAACUGCAGUUCCUUUGUCACCAAGUUACUCCAGCACUUUGUGUCUUUUUAUAAACCAUCACCUGCAGUUCCAUGGAUCUGAGUCACUCCAGUACUUUGUAUCUUUUUUUGUAUAAACCAUCAACUGCAGUUCCUUUGUCACCAAGUUACUCCAGCACUUUGGGUCUUUUUAUAAACCAUCACCUGCAGUUCCAUGGAUCUGAGUUACUCCAGCACUUUGUAUUUUUUUUGUAUAAGCCAGCAUAUGCAGUUCCUUUAUCACCAAGUUACUCCAGCACUUUUUGUCUUUUAAAAUAAACCAUCACCUGCAGAUCCAUGUACCUGAGUUACUCCAGUACUUUGUAUCUUUUUUUGUAUAAACCAUCACCUGCAGUUCCACGUAUCUGAGUUACUCCAGCACUUUGUAUUUUUUUUGUAUAAGACAGCAUAUGCAGUUCCUUUAUCACCAAGUUACUCCAGCACUUUUUGUCUUCUUUUUUAAAUAAACCAUCACCUGCAGUUCCAUGUACCUGAGUUACUCCAGCACUUAGAUGUUAUAAUGUUUUAUUUUCAAUUGUCUACUGAAUAUUGUGUUGUUACUCAUGGGCAAAGCACCAAGACAAAUUCCUUGUAUGUGUACAUACUUGGCAAAUAAAAUGGAUUCAAUUUAAUUCAAUUCAUUAACCCCUGACGCCCGUUCUAAUCAAGAAUCUAUCUGUCUGCUGUCUGUACGGAGUUUGCACGUUCCCCUCGUGGGUUUUCUCCGAGAUCUUCAAUUUCCUUCCACACUCCAGAUGUGCAGGUUUGUAGGUUAAUUGGCUUGGUGUAAAUGUAAAAUGUGAUCGGAGUAGUAUUAGGCCAUUCGGCCCAUCGGGACCACUCCGCCAUUCAAUCAUGGCUGAUCUAUCUCUCCCUCCGAUUUAUCACCCCCUUCUCCUGCCUUCUCCCCAUAACCCCUGACACCCGCACUAAUCAAGAAUCUAUCCAUCUCUGCCGUAAAAAUAUCCACUGACUUGUGGCCUCCACAGCCGUAUGUAGCAAAGAAUCCCACAGAUUCACCACCCUCUGACUAAAUAAAUUCCUCCUCAUCUCCCUCCUUAAAGAACGUCCUUUAAUUCUGAGGCUGUGCCCUCUGGUCCUAGACUCUCCCACUAGUGGAAACAUCCUCCCCACAUCCACUCUAUCCAGGGCCUUUCAUUAUUCUGUACGUUUCAAUGAGGUUCCCCCCCCUCCAUUCUUCUAAACUCCAGCGAGUACAGGCCCAGUGCCGACAAACGCUCAUCAUAGGUUAACCCACUCAUUCCUGGGAUCGUUCUUGUAAACCUCCUCUGGACUCUCUCCAGAGCCGGCACAUCCUUCCUCAGAUACGGGGCUCACAAUAUUCCAAAUGUGGUCUGACCAACAUUGAAACAUAGAAAUUAGGUGCAGGAGUAGGCCAUUCGGCCCUUCGAGCCUGCACCGCCAUUUAAUAUGAUCAUGGCUGAUCAUCCAACUCAGUAUCCCGUACCUGCCUUCUCUCCAUACCCUCUGAUCCCCUUGGCCACAAGGGCCACAUCUAACUCCCUCUUAAAUAUAGCCAAUGAACUGUGGCCUCAACUACCCUCUGUGGCAGAGAGUUCCAGAUAUUCACCACUCUCUGUGUGAAAAAAGUUCUCCUCAUCUCGGUUUUAAAGGAUUUCCCCCUAAUCCUUAAGCUGUGACCCCUUGUCCUGGACUUCCCCAACAUCGGGAACAAUCUUCCUGCAUCUAGCCUGUCCAACCCCUUAAGAAUUUUGUAAGUUUCUAUAAGAUCCCCCCUCGCAAUCUCCUAAAUUCUAGAGAGUAUAAACCAAGUCUAUCCAGUCUUUCUUCAUAAGACAGUCCUGACAUCCCAAGAAUCAGUCUGGUGAACCGUCUCUGCACUCCCUCUAUGGCAAUAAUGUCCUUCCUCAGAUUUGGAGACCAAAACUGCAUGCAAUACUCCAGGUGUGGUCUCACCAAGACCCUGUACAACUGCAGUAGAACCUCCCUGCUCCUAUACUCAAAUCCUCUUGCAAUGAAAGCUAACAUACCAUUCGCUUUCUUUACUGCCUGCUGUACCUGCAUGCCUACCUUCAAUGACUGGUGUACCAUGACAUCCAGGUCUCGCUGCAUCUCCCCCUUUCCCAAUUGGCCACCAUUUAGAUAAUAGUCUGCUUUCCCGUUUUCGCCUCAUAGAGCCUCAGCGUUACAUCCCUGUUUUUGUAUACAAGCCCUCUUGUAUGAAAAUGCUAGCAUUGAGUUUGCUUUCUUCGACUUGCAGAUGAACUUUUUGGGAAUCCUGCACCAGCGCUCCCAAGUCCCUCUGCACCUCCCAUUUCUGGAUUUUCUCCGCCAUUUAUUCCUUUAUACCUACUACCAGAAUGCGCGACUCCACACACUUUGCAGCACUACAUUCCAUCUGCCAAUUCUCCGCACACUCUCUCAACCUGUCCAAGUCCUUCUGCAGAGUCCCUGAUAUGUCUACACUACCUGCCCUUCCACCUGCUUGCUUAUCAUCUGCAAACUGGCCACAAAGUCUUCAAUCCCCUCGUCCAAAUCAUGAAUAUAUGUGAACAGUUGUAUUCGUGAGAAAUUGUCCCGUGUGUGUAUGUGUUGGGCAGUGUUAACGUUCGGGAGAUCGCUGGUCGAUGUGGACUCGGUGGAGCGAAGUGCCUGUUUCUGCGCUGUAUCUCUAAACUAAAAAAAAUUCUGGACUAACAGGCAGUAUCUCCAGAUAAAAGGGACGGGUGCCUGAAGAAGGGACUCGACCCGAAACAUCACAAUGGACAAUAGGCCCUUCGAGCCAGCACCGUCAUUCAAUGUGAUCACGGCUGAUCACCCCCAAUCAGUACCCCGUUCCUGCCUUCUCCCCAUAUCCCCUGACUCCACUAUCAGAUACUGAUAUGUUCUGUA